AUGCAUUUGAUCAAGUCCAUCUUCUUCCUUGCCGCACCCGCUAUUGUAGCGGCGACACUCGACCCAGCUUCGUCAAACACCAAGGGCUACAAACCCAGUAGCCUGAACUGCGAUGCCGCCAAGGUUUCCACUGCCAUCCAAGCAGCCGAGUGCUCCCACAACACUCGCACAUCCGAAACCCAAACUUUCGCCGUCUUCGAGACCGACCACCAAUACGACGCAAACAACGGUGCUCCCUACGGCACAUGCAGUGCUUACACCUGCACUGCCCCUACCAGUGAUGAAUUGGAGGAGGAUUCGGACUACUGGGUAUUCUACUGGAGCGAUGCCGGAAACAGCACUGGAUACGGCACUACUUGUAUUAAAGACCCCCAGACGGGAGAGUGUGGCUGUGAGAACUCGGAUGGCACCUUUGUUGCUGGCAGUGAUAGCUGCACUUAA
Messenger RNA from Penicillium mononematosum, 441 nucleotides. RefSeq lists its product as uncharacterized. Lineage: Eukaryota; Fungi; Ascomycota; Eurotiomycetes; Eurotiales; Aspergillaceae. The record is from RefSeq and is a predicted model, not a curated record. The coding region runs from base 1 to 441 and encodes 146 amino acids. The transcript is spliced from 2 exons.